Molecule: messenger RNA, 1477 nt
Organism: Panicum virgatum (switchgrass)
Lineage: Eukaryota; Viridiplantae; Streptophyta; Magnoliopsida; Poales; Poaceae
Product: ubiquitin recognition factor in ER-associated degradation protein 1-like
Exons: 5
Coding region: 31-1320 (429 amino acids)
Cellular component (GO): VCP-NPL4-UFD1 AAA ATPase complex
Molecular function (GO): polyubiquitin modification-dependent protein binding
Source: RefSeq, a predicted model, not a curated record
GUGGUGGAGCACGAGAGCAACCAGGGGGGCAUGCGGCUGCGUGCCGAACCCGUUAUCCCGGCGGCACAGAAUGACGUGUGGGACCCAGAUGCCAGUGGGACAAAGCUCGCGUGUGCUUUCUCAGUUCUGGUUCACCGACAUGUGGGCCCGGAUUGGUGUCUUGUGGCCUGUGGGCUACCGUGUUCGAGUCGGUUGUGGAGCGGAAUCCGCCGCCGACUCCGGCUCUGCGCCUGCGUCGUGAGCACUCCCAUAAAUACUGGGUUUUGCUCUUCGAUGCCCGUGCCGUGCGAAGUUCGUAGCGAGAAGAAGAGGAUUUGGCCGGCGGAACGAGUCCCUGCAGAUUUCCUGAUGUAUUUCCAGGAGUACCUCAACCUGCAGCACCGGGCGUUCGUGCAGUACUACCGCUGCCUGUCGAUGUCUCUCCUGAACAAGGAGAAUAUCGACGAGGACGGGAACUGGGUUAUCAUGCCGCCAUCUGCCCUUGAUCGCCUUAGCCGCCUCAACGUCGAGUACCCGAUGCUGUUCCAGAUCAAGAACCCCAGCACGGAGCGCGUCACGCACUGCGGCGUGCACGAGUUCGUCGCCGAGGAAGGGUUCAUCCACAUGCCGACCAGGUUGAUGGAGCACCUGGGUGUCCAGGAGAACGAGCUCGUGUUGGUGAGGAACACGCUGCUGCCCACGGCCACCUUCGUCAAGCUGCAGCCGCACACCACGGACUUCCUCGACGUCUCCCACCACAAGGAACUGCUGGAGAACAACUUCCGCAAGUUCAUCUGCUUGACCGCCGGCGAGACGAUCGUGGUGACGGAGGGCGAGCGGCGGUACUACCUGGACGUGUUGGAGGCGCGGCCGGCCGAGGCGGUCCGCACCAUCGACACUGACUGCGCCGUGGACUUCGCGCCACCGCUCGACUACGUGGAGCCGGCACCCGCGCCGGCCCCGGCACCCGGCGCCAGCCAGGCCAACGGCAAGCUGCCCCGGUUCACUGGCGUCGCGGCGCGGAUGGACGGCAAGCCGGUGGAGCAGGCGCCGCCCGCGCCGGUGCCCGUGGGCAGGCAGGCUGACCUGCCGCGGCAGCCAGCCCAGUUCACCGGCGUCGCGGCGCGGAUAGACGGCAAGCCAGUGGAGCUGCCGCCGCCUACGCCGUCUCCGGCGGCGGCGAGCGCCGGUGCUCUGGGCGCACCGAAGAGCAAGGUUCGACUCGGCGCCCCCUCCGCGGCUGGCAGCGGCAAUGGGAGAGGCGUGAGCAAGGCGGAGGCGGCUGGAGGCAAGGAACAGGAGAAGCUCUUUGUCGGGACUCAGUAUUCCUUGAAGGACUGAUGAAAUAAAAGAUCCUUCUUGUUUUGUAAUUCUCGCGGCCAUCUAGAACAGAAGUGUGACUUUGAUUUGAUUUUUCGAGAAUUUCAGAUAUGCUUUUGUAGACUCUGGGCGAGUUCAAGUGCAUUGGAAUUGAACUUGUACUUUAUCUUGUCUUUAG